Molecule: messenger RNA, 2038 nt
Organism: Rubroshorea leprosula
Lineage: Eukaryota; Viridiplantae; Streptophyta; Magnoliopsida; Malvales; Dipterocarpaceae
Source: the annotation of a GenBank genome assembly
CCCAUCAGGAAGGUUAUCGUUUAAGAAAAUUCAAUCUAUUUUCUUUCUCAUUUUCCCGCAAGCCAAACAGGCUGCAAUCAAAGGAAUCCCAAGGAAAACCCACUUAUAGCUUCGCUCUAAAUUUGGUUCACGCUUUUGUAAUUGCCAAUUAAGAUUAGGACGUAAACACAUAAAGUGUUCUGAAUUUUUUUGGUUUGUUUGAUUUGGUUUUUCUCUGUUUAUGAUCUGUUCAAUAACAAGAACGAUUGCAAUACCUAGAGAAACUGAAAUUCCAAAAUUUUCUUCCAAAUCUGCUCGAUUCUAUGUAACAGAAGCCCCUAACCGCAAAUUCUGCGAUUUGAAGCUGUUAACCUUGUUCCCUGGAAAGCCAUUGGCAAUGGAUCCGUCACCCAGAUCGAAGGGCGCAUCAUUGAUAUUAACAUCGGGUGCAAGCGGCCGGGUGAAUGCUCUGUUUUCCUUACGAGCGUUGCGGAGGCUGUGGGUCACCAUAAGCGCACUGGUGUUGAUUCUACUCUUGCCUUUUCGGGGUAGAAAACGGGCAGCGUUGAUAAAUUCGAGUGACAAGGUGGGGAAGGACGAGAAGGGGGAGAGCGGGAGGAAGGUGGCGGUGGUGCGGGUGCCGGCGGUGAUGGUUCCAUGGAGGAGUGGGGCGGUGGCCUUGGAGCAGGAGGUGGCCGUUCGUCGGGCGCUGGCCAUUCGGAGGGUAAUGCAAGAUAAAGACGAGAAAACGAUACGGGAGAAGUAUCUAUUUGUUACCGCAAGGGGCGAUACGUUGUUCACUCAGUCUUGGAUUCCUGUUUCUGUAAAAGUCAGGGGGCUGGUUAUUCUUUUGCAUGGCCUGAAUGAACACAGUGGUAGAUAUGGUUCAUUUGCAAAGCAGCUGAAUGCUAAUGGAUUCAAGGUUUAUGGAAUGGAUUGGAUUGGGCUUCAAAUAUUGGGAUACCCAUUGCUGCGAAAAAGGCAUGGUGGUAGUGAUGGCCUGCAUGCAUAUGUUCAUUCUCUUGAUGAUGCUGUUGCUGAUAUGAAAUCUUUCCUUGAUAAGGUUUUGACAGAAAAUCCUGGGCUUCCAUGUUUUUGCUUUGGGCACUCAACAGGUGCAGCUAUUGUCCUUAAGGCCGUGCUUGAUCCCAAGGUUGAGGCCCGGGUAGCAGGUAUAGUACUAACUUCACCAGCCGUAGGGGUUCAACCUUCUCAUCCAAUUUUUGUGGUACUUGCCCCAGUUGUGUCAUUUUUGUUGCCAAGGUUCCAAGUUAGUGCUGCAAAUAAGAAGGGCAUGCCAGUUUCUCGCGAUCCAGAGGCAUUAGAGGCCAAGUAUUCAGACCCCCUAGUUUACACAGGAGCUAUCAGGGUACGAACUGGUUAUGAAAUCCUCCGAAUCACAUCCUUCUUACAGCAGAAUUUACAAAGGUUGAGAGUUCCUUUCCUUGUUCUCCAUGGCACUGCUGACACCAUAACUGAUCCUAAAUCUUCUCAAAAACUGUAUGAAGAGGCAUCCUCAACUGACAAAACUAUCGAAUUAUACGAAGGGUUCCUACACGAUCUCCUCUUUGAACUAGAAAGCGAAGCUGUUGUGAAUGACAUAAUCGAGUGGUUAAAUCGUAGAUUAUAAGGUUAGUAGGUAGUGCAGUGAGAAUACCAUGUUCUCUGAUAAAAAUGAGAUGAAUUAGUUGCUUGAAGCAUUCUGCUGAAGUAGAUCAUCAAAGAAACGGUGUGGCUAAAUAAGAUUCAACACUUCUAUGUUGAAACAGAACAAUCAAUAUUUUAUUUUGCAUUGAUGAUAUACGGCUUUGGAUUCUCCAUGUAAACUUUCAUUUCUUUUGUAUCUCAAUGAUGACAGAAGGAACGAGGCAAGAAAGCAGGAUGUCUCAUCAGUCUCAACAUUAUCUUCCUGCCCCUGUAAUCUUUUUACUUGCAUUGAAGAAGAUAAACAUGCAAGAGAAUUGACGUAUGUCAUUAUUUUUUUUCCUAUGAAAUCCUUUGCCCUUUUUUUUCUCUUGGCACAUCUCAUGUUGAGUUGUAAUAAAGAAUAAUACUCCUU